GCGGCGCGGCGGCGGGCGGAACCAUGACAGAAGAUGACCGAAGCGGCGCUGGUGGAGGGCCAGGUCAAGCUGAGGGACGGCAAGAAGUGGAAGAGUAGGUGGCUGGUGCUGCGUAAGCCGUCUCCGGUGGCAGACUGCCUGCUGAUGCUGGCCUACAAGGACAAGUCGGAAAGGGCCAAGGGCCUCCGGGAGCGCAGCAGCCUGACCUUGGAGGACAUCUGCGGCCUGGAGCCCGGCCUGCCCUAUGAGGGCCUGGCCCACACGCUGGCCAUCGUCUGCCUGUCCCAGGCCGUCAUGCUGGGCUUUGACAGCCGCGAGGCCCUCUGGGCCUGGGAUGCCCGCAUCCGCUAUGCGCUGGGUGAGGUGCACAGGUUCCGCGUGACGGUGGCCCCCGGCACGAAGCUGGAGAGCGGGCCGGCCACCCUGCACCUGUGCAACGACACGCUGGUGCUGGCCAGGGCCGUCCCCCCGGCCGUCUCGGGGCACUGGAAGCUACCUGACCUCCGGCGCUACGGGGCCGUGCCACAUGGGUUCAUCUUUGAAGGCGGGACCAGAUGUGGGUACUGGGCUGGCGUUUUCUUCCUGUGCUCCGCCGAGGGGGAGCAGAUCAGCUUCCUGUUUGACUGCAUCGUGCGAGGCAUCUCCCCGACCAAGGGCCCCUUCGGGCUGCGGCCGGUGCUCCCAGACCCCGGCCCUGGGGGGCCCUCGGCGUUGGAGGAGCGCGGGGCCCAGGAGGCCCAGGAGGCCCUGGAAGCUCUGGAGCUGGAGAAGCGGCUCAGCCUCCUUUCCUACGCGGGCCGGCCGGGCGGCGGAGGGGAGGACCGCAGCCUGUCCAGCUCCUCCUCCGAGGCCAGCCACUCAGACAUCAGCGCCAGCAGCAGGCUCACCGCGUGGCCAGAGCAGUCCUCACUCUCAGCCAGCGCAUCGCGGGAGGGGCCGGGGCUGACAGCCGCCCAGGGCCCGGGGGAGGCCACGCCGGGCACCUCCAGGCCGCCCCCCAAGCCGCUCCGGCCACGGCAGCUGCAGGAGGUCGGCCGCCAGAGCUCCUCGGACAGCGGCAUCGCCACGGGCAGCCACUCCUCCUACUCCGGCAGCUUCUCCUCCUACGCAGGCAGCAGCCUGGAUGUGUGGCGGGCCGCGGAGGAGUUCGGCUCACUGCUCAGCCUGCCACAGGCGGCUGGGGCCCCGGAGCACACGCUGUGUGCCUGCCCGCCGGGUGCGGCCGGGUACCAAGUGCCCAGCUCGCUGCGCCAUCACUACGACACACCCCGCAGCCUGCGCCAGGCCCCGUGGGACGCCAGCCCGGCCUUCCAGGACGCCCCUGACCGCGGCGCGGACCCCACCGUGUGUCCCUCAGGCUGGCCGGGAGCGAGGCAGCAGGGACAGACGACAGAGACCCCGGGAGGCGAGGCCUCGCAGCCCAGCCCAGCCCCCGGAGAGCCCUGGGAAGCGGGCGGCCCCCACGCCCGGCCACCAACAGCUUUCUUUGCGGCGUGUCCAGUCUGUGGAGGACUCCAGGUAAAGCCCCCUCCCUGA
Dipodomys ordii (Ord's kangaroo rat) is the source of this 1536-nucleotide messenger RNA. RefSeq names its product docking protein 7 (gene Dok7). The transcript is spliced from 7 exons. The record is from RefSeq and is a predicted model, not a curated record. Gene Ontology annotation, molecular function: protein kinase binding. Lineage: Eukaryota; Metazoa; Chordata; Mammalia; Rodentia; Heteromyidae. The coding region runs from base 34 to 1536 and encodes 500 amino acids. Gene Ontology annotation, biological process: neuromuscular junction development; positive regulation of protein tyrosine kinase activity.